CAUCUCGCCAAUUUUUUGGGAGGAGAAUCCAAUUAUGUUUUUUUUGUAUUUUCCACAAUUCAACUCCAUCUUUUUGUACCAUGUUCUGUCUUCGCCGAGCUCUCUUUAAAGAGUCUUUAAAUUUUCUGCACUCCACUUGGCCAUCUCGCGUGCUCUCUUUCUAUCUUCUUCCUUAGCCGGGUUAAUCGAUAAAGUAUGCAGCCGCAAGAGUCCAUUAUCUCACACCGAGUACUUGAGGCUUGGCAGUAAUAAAGAAACCUUUAAAGAAGAAAAAUAACGUUACGCGUAUUGUGCGGAAAAGAAUUCACUGAACGGUCUCAGGCUUUGAUUGGUGCUGGAAAAAACCGGACGAUAUUAUCCGAUGAAAAAUAUUCGGAAACUUGAGUUCGAGUUGGAAGAUUUGGAUUAUCGAAAACUCCACGCGAUGCGAGCAUGCUCUUAUGAUAAUUGCCAAUUAAUAAACGGAGCAUCUAAUUACAUGCAUAUCCUCGUACAUUUUUCAUCACCAAGUUCGAUCGGCUUUGAGUCUCAGAAGAACAUAAUAACUUAAAGUAAACGUAUAUUUUGUUUGAAACUUUCCUCGAGUUCAUCGCUUCGUCGAAAGUGUAUUAGCACUUUCUGCAAACUGUACGAAACAAACUUUCUUCCGGCUGGAUAUAAUAUUCACUAGCGAAAGUAUUAUAAAGAGCUACGCAGAGGUUGGGAAAACAUGGACCACCCAGGUGUCGAGAAAAGUUUUUUAUUGCGCUACGAGUGCCAGCGAGAACGAGGAAAAGCACAGGGUGAAAAAAAUAAUGUAUAAUAGUGAACAGAACGGAAGUUGAAUUUAGCCGGUGCCAACAACGAGUGACAUUGGAUUAUGUGAGAACAAAAAUAUAAACACGGUGGGGCUUUCUAAAGGCGCGAGGAAAUUUUAAUUAAAUAUUCAAGUGAAACAGUGCGACUGUACUAAUUGAAUAUUAUUACCGGGAGCAAAACGAUUCACGAGUAUUUCACAGGCUCUUGGAUGCUUGAGGAAACUAUAUGUCAAAAUAAUACAGCAUCGAGCGCAAAAGUGUCGGUUACGAAGUUAAGGAGCAAAUGUCCAAAAUGUUGAGACUCGAGCUAGUGGGAAUCGUUUUAUUAGCGUGCACCCAAAUACUUACCGAACAUCGAGAUUUUUACGGUCCCUAUAAUCAGUUUGGGCAUCAGAGGAGCGGCCCUCGCCAGCAGGACUGGGACGAUGGCAUCAUGACAAAGGAAGUAGAAGUCAAGGAGGGCAAACUACGCGGUAUGGUCAGAAAACCUACGACAAACCAACGUUUGCAGCUGGUCGACGUAUUCCUCGGUGUUCCGUACGCCGAACCCCCGGUUGAUUCUCUCCGCUUCUCGCCACCCAAAUCACCACGACCAUGGCGAUAUGUCAGGAGAGCGGAGGAAUUUGCCCCCGUGUGUCCUCAGAACCUGCCCGAUCUCAGGCUCGAAGUGGAGCCCGGACGUCACGAGUAUUUGGAGAAACUGUUGCCUUAUUUAAGGAACCAGAGCGAGGAUUGUCUGUACCUGAACAUCUACGCUCCGCAUCAGGUCGAUGGAAAUCCGAGACGAUAUCCAGUUAUGGUUUUCAUACAGGGCGAGAGUUUCGAGUGGAACAGUGGAAAUCCGUACGACGGUACGGUCAUAUCGGCUUAUGGAAACGUCGUAUUUGUCACGAUAAACUUUCGCCUCGGAAUAUUGGGAUUUUUGAAGCCAGGUAUCGGUGACAACGUCGCGAGCAAUUUCGGCCUGCUGGAUCAAACCGCAGCAUUGGUAUGGCUUCGGGACAACAUAGCUAAAUUUGGGGGUGAUCCGGACAGCAUGACGCUGGUUGGACACGGGACGGGAGCGAUAUUUGCCAAUUUGUUGCUCAUUAGUCCAGUGGCAAAUAAUAAAGAUCUCUUCAGGCGAGCCAUUCUUAUGUCAGGAUCAGCUUUAAGUUCUGACGCCAUUGGAAAAGCUCCCCUUCAGUUCACUCAACAGGUUGCUCACGCGUUGAACUGUCCAACCGACGACGACAACAAUCUGGCUGCCUGUCUUCGUCAGCGCGAUCUCAAGUCCCUGCUCCAAGUGAAGAUCGCGAAGCCUCGAUUCGUGCCAUCUUACGCACCCAUCAUCGAUCCCGCCGUGAUACCACGAAUGCCUCUCACAGUAAUGCAGAACUCCUUUGCUAAUGCAGAGUCCUUAGGAAGUUUUGAUCUCAUGUACGGUGUCACCGAGUCUGAGAAAUAUCAUCUCCUGUCGCCCAUCGAAGCGCUCCACGGUAUGCUCGACCAGGAACGUGACAACGUUCUCAAAGAACAUCUUCAGCUAACCCACGAUGGCUACAAUAUUGACCGUACACUCAAUAAGAUUCUCGGACACUACGGUGACUUCAAGGAAGGUUUCACAGGCGAGUACACGGUGAAAAAUCGAGAUCUUGCCCUUAAGGUUUUGUCAGAUAGUGGGACCGUGGCUCCUCUCAUGUUGGUUGCUGAUAUUCACUCUCGAGUGAAUCCAAAAAGCUACAUGUACGUUUUCUCGCAUCGAAAAGCUUUGCAGGACUACACAAAACAACAAUCACGGCAGACUGUUCACGGUGAUGAAAUUCCUUAUGUGCUCGGUGAACCAUUGAACGCUGGAAGAUACCACUUUCUAAAUGAUCGUUACAACAUCGACGAGAUCCUUUUUUCCGAAGCUAUGAUGACCUGGUGGUGUAACUUUGCUCAUACAGGCAACCCGAAUGCACCGCGUCGACUGACGUAUAUGACUGAUAGUCCGCGAGAGUGGAUGCAAUACGAGGUCGAUUGGCCCGAGUACAGUGAUGUGAAUCGAUCGUAUUUCAAUCUGACGAUUCCACCGAACGUGGGAACCAAUUAUCGAGCCGAUGACAUGCGAUUCUGGAACAAUGAAAUGCCAAAUCUGAUAAGGCCGGAAGGAUCCAAGCUGCCUAUUUUCGAUUACCCUGAGGGUAUGGGAAAUUAUUCGAUUGAGUCACGGCCAGGAUACAAAUCGUCACCACCAACUGUUAGGCAGGAUCUCCAUGUGACUUUUCCACCUCCCGCUACCGUCAAAACCCCUGUCAGCGAUGUGAGAAACGACACAAUAGACACGGAGAAUGGGACAGUGCGAGGGUCAUCAGCGAUCACGAUGGUCAUAGGAUUUGGCGUGGUAUUUUUACUGAUAAACGUCACAGCUUUUUUCUAUCUUUAUCACAGGCGUCACAGUCUCAAGAGCGAGGAAAAAAAAUUGCGAAGACGAAUCAGCACAAAAAAAGAUGAGGAUCCGACAAAGAAGACGAAGACCCUGAAGCAUAAGCAGCAACGAGUGGAUAACGUUGAAAUGGGCCAAAAAAGUGACAGUAAACCAGACAUAAAUGAGGUCAUAAAGAACGACAAAGCGUACGAUAAUAAUUCAAAUUUCGGCCGAAGAUCAAAACUCUCUCGGCAAAAUUCAUCCUCCACUAUCGAUACCCACAUCAAGGUCAAGGAAUGGAUACAACAAGAAAUUGUUCACCGGUGUUCACCGAGAUUCCUGCGAAAGACGCGUGAGACUCUGCAGAAGGAGCAUCAGGAUCGUCUGACCAAACAACAGCAGAUUGAAGAAGAUGAGGAACGAAAGCGGUUCGACGAGGAAAAACUACGGGACGUGACAGCAGCCCCUACGUACGAGGAGAAUCCUGCAUUGAUUGUACGUCCGGGAAAAAAAUCAAAACCCCCGAAAGUUUCCGUAGCCAUUGACGCGACUCCAGCAACGAGAACCGAAUCGAUACUCAAUCAAAUUCCCAUUGAACUAGUAAAAAAUAUGGAAAUGAUGAACGAUCUCGGUGGCUACGAUACGGACAUGGAGCGACCACUCGCAAAGCCACAAAUCGUCGUUAUCGAACAUCACCAUUCACGGAGCGAUCCUCUCCCUAUGGAGAACGUAUUCAAAUGUGUCAAACCGAAUUUUUCAACAACGAGAAUCUACGAGUCGGAUUCGGGCAGCGCGAGCAGUCUUUACGCUAAAAUUAAUCCCAAAUUGAAGACACGCUUGCCGAGACCUGGACAAGAGACUACUCCGGAAGGAGCGGGCGCUGACAGCAACCGCCCUAUUCAAGAGACUCUGAACGAGGACAUUUAUGGGCAAGGAAUUAACAAAUUGACGACUUUUGGCGCGAAUGAACCUGUCGCUGACAUCAACGUGACCUGCAGAGAACCCACCACUGACAGACAAGUCAUUAGCCCUGAAGAGGCACUUAAGACAAUCAAGAGACGAAACUAUCCAAAAGUUCUGCCAGACAUCGAAAAGAGACGUUCCCUACCCGCCCCAAAUAGUUUAUACGUCCCCAGGCUAUAUGGCACUCUAUCAAAGGAUCAUCGACAUGGACCCGGAAAUGCCUCAACCACUGGCCAGCCUCCUCCACCGCCACCAAGAAUGUUUGGAACUUCUAAAAGUUUGGAUCUCGCCGAAGAGGUCGAAGAUCGGGAACCCAUCACGACAAAUCUCCACGUUGGGCCUUUGCUCAAGAGACAGGAUUCCGGCACAGGUAAUAAUUCCGAUCCAAAUCUUAUAGACUCGUUGGAAAGAGUGGCGAUAGACGCGCAAGAAGUUUUGUCCAAUCAUCGGGUCGAGUAUCCCGAUAAUCUGGGCUCCGGUGGAAUUACGACCAAUCCGAAAUGCCCACUGCACGGUGGUGGGUUUGGUUUUGAUCAGGGAAUCGCCGAAGCGAGUACCAGCCAGUCGGUUGACUGUCUUGAUCGGAAUCUUGGUAAUCCCAAUUGGUAUCGUAACAAAGAAUCACAGAGUGUCGGUACCAAGACGGCUGCUAAUUCCUCGUUGCCAAAUAUUGUUGGCAACCCCAAUUGGUACAAGCCAGUUAUAAAUAAAAAGGACAAAGACGGUGAACCUCCACCGGACAUUUUGUCAACUCCGUUGAGAAGCAAUUUAGACGUUGAAAGAACUAAUGAGUUCAAACAUCCUGCUGAGCCGAAAAUUGUUAUCACCCCGAGAGUGGGAAAUCUUCUUGGACAAUCCGGACAAAAUCUCAGUCAAGCCGCCUCUGGUUUGACUGUGCCAAAAGACGUUCCUGAAGAACCCAGAAUCGUCAUAACACCACGGACCGGGGUAGUCGAUCACCCUCAUCCUGGCGCAAGGGGAAAAUUGAACGAUGGUCAUCAAAUUCCAUCCAGUCCAGUUGACCCCCCAGCAAAAGGCACCACAACCUUCUUCAAUCCGUCACACGUGCCUAAGGAUGACAGACCCGAACCCAGAAUAAUAAUUACCCCGAAGGAAGUGAAGAAUCCUCCAGGAGGAUCGAACCUCAAGCAACCAAAAAUAAUCAUAAAACCAACGGCUGUGCCUACGAAGAAUCGGGACCAGAGAAAUAUUCCUAAAGUCCCAGCAAUACCCUCACCAGAGGCGCAAAAUUAUCAAAACUUCGAAAAAGACACGAAAGGCCCGGAACAACCGAACGAGGCGAUUCUACGACUGGAAAAACCUCCCUUGAAGGAGAAACCGAAGGUUACGAGAAUACCAUCAUUCUCACGACGUAAAGACGAUCGUUCCGGCAACAACGCCAAACCGACCGAUCAACAAACCGAUGCUGGCCACCGAGCACACGCUCUUCCAUCCAAUCAGGAAAAAUCCAAUAUACCAAGCUUGUCGAAAAAGGAAUCAGACUCGUCGACGAGUACGAGCACUUCGAGCAAUUCCAACACCAAUACCAUCAAACGUAAACCAACCAUUAAAAAGUGAAACGAAUCGAACCAUUGUUUUACGCCAUUCUCGCGUAUGAUGGCUAAAGUCAAACAGCAUGAAAAAUCGUACCCUGACAAACUAUUAUUGGCUCAUAAAUAGUCCAAUGAACGUACGUAGAUUUUCCUAGAAGACAAAACGAAUUCUGUUUUACUGAAAAUCGCCAUUUCCACCCACGACAGCAGGGAAAAGUAUUUUAUCUAAAUACUUGAAUGAUAUUUUCCGAAAUAUGAUUUUUCCAUACACAUUUCUGACGAGUAAAAAUCGUUAUUUUAUAAUUUCCUACGUAAUUACUAAAUCACCGAGUGCCUCUAGAUCAUAAGGUCCUCCAAGUGAGCUAAGUAUAUUUGUACAUACGUGAAUAUUGUCAUGCUAAAAACAAUAAUCAAGACUGUUCAGACUCAAAUAUCUUGAGGCGAGUAACAUUAAUAUUAAAUACAGCUAUCUUCUCUUACUUAAUUUGUAAGGUCACGUUUACUAGAUCAUAGAAAAGGAGAAACGAAUCGUACAAUUGGAUAACUAUUUGAGAACCAUCGAAAAACCAUUGAGCUGUAUAAAAAUAACUUUUAUAUAACGGGUCUGAGUUUAUAAUAACAUUUGUAUUUAUCAACGUUUAGUCAAAUUUUCAAUAUCGCUAUGAACACAUAUUUGUAUAUGAAAAUCCAUCGUGUUUUUCAUGAAAUAAAUCAUUUUCUUACUUUUUCA
Messenger RNA from Venturia canescens, 6432 nucleotides. RefSeq lists its product as uncharacterized. The transcript has 13 exons. NCBI's taxonomy places the organism in Eukaryota, Metazoa, Arthropoda, Insecta, Hymenoptera, Ichneumonidae. The coding region runs from base 1081 to 5727 and encodes 1548 amino acids. Gene Ontology annotation, cellular component: cell surface; synapse; plasma membrane. Gene Ontology annotation, biological process: postsynaptic membrane assembly; modulation of chemical synaptic transmission; neuron cell-cell adhesion. Gene Ontology annotation, molecular function: signaling receptor activity; neurexin family protein binding. The record is from RefSeq and is a predicted model, not a curated record.